GUACCGCUCUCCUUUACUAGUGGAAACGAUAGCUCCCGUUGUGUGAGACACGCAAUCACAACUCACAUCGCCAACUGGUUUUACUCGGAUUUAAUGUUGUACUUUUUAUGAAGUUUACUAGAAGCCAAUCCAGCUUGGAGUUUAUAACAAUCUACGUGGUAUGAAAGUGGAGCGGACGCUUCAAACAAAGUAAAAGAGGAGGUAGACCUGUACGUUUGAUGGCUGCUGGGGAUGGAGCCCAGUUGCCUGCCACAGUAGCGGCCAGCCGGAGCGUGGAGAAGGCGCUCGAGGAGGCUGCCGCGAGCGGGGCUCUUAACUUGUCCAACCGAAAACUGAAGGAGUUUCCCCGGAGCGCCAGGAACUACGACCUGUCCGACAUUACACAUGCAGAUCUGUCUAAGAACCGCCUGUGUGAGCUGCCGGAGGAGCUUUGUCAGUUCAUCUCUCUGGAGACGCUGAGUCUUUACCACAAUGGCAUGCGUUCACUGUCGCCCAGCCUGGGCAACCUCCAGGCCCUCACCUACCUCAACCUCAGUCGUAAUCUUCUGUCCAGUUUACCCCAGUCGGUGUUUCAGCUUCCCCUCCUGCGAGUGCUCAUAGUGAGCAACAACAAGCUGUGUUCACUGCCUGCCUCCAUAUACUCCCUCAAACACCUCCGACAGCUGGAUGUAAGCUGUAAUGAGCUGCAGUGUUUGCCAGCAGAGCUCGGCCAGCUGGAGUCUCUGAGGGACUUGAACCUGAGGAGGAACCAGCUCACCACUUUGCCUGAAGAAAUAUCUGAGCUCCCUCUUGUCCGGCUCGAUGUGUCCUGCAACCGCAUUUCCCACGUGCCCUUGUGCUACCGCCACCUCCAGCAUCUCCAGAGCAUCUUGCUGGACAACAACCCACUCCAAAUGCCGCCGGCGCAGAUCUGCUCCAAGGGCAAAUACCACAUCUUCAAGUACCUCAACAUGGAGGCCUGCAAGAGAAACCAGGAGGAGCUGGAGAGACACAUGAGGCCCACUGGAUUUAACAGCUGUCUGUCAGAUCAGGAGCUGUUCGCAGGUCAGUUUGGAGGGCUGGAUUCAGGCUUCAACAGUGUCGACAGCGGCAGCAAACGGUGGUCUGGGAAUGAGUCAGCAGAUGACUUCUCAGAGCGUUCCCUACGGAUGGCUGAGGUCAGCAGAGACCAGAGGAACCUGGAGGAGGAAGAGGAAGAGGAGGAUGGAUCCCCUCUGAAAGCUAACAAAGUGAAUGGGGAGGCUGAGCAUGUGGACUUCAUUGACAGCAGUGUGACAGAGGAAGAGGAGGAGAUCAGGAUGGCUCCACCCACACCUCCUCUCACAGCGCCUCCUUCGGAGCAGAAGGAGAGCUCUUCACCACCCCGAACCCAGGACUCAACAAUAUGCAGAUCCACCCUACUUGUGGAGGUUGUCCCCCCAUCAUCAAACUCCUCGUCCCCCUCCAGCCCCACCCUGGAGGAGCGGAGGAGGCCGGACACCCUGUUCAUCUGGCAGGAGAGAGAACGUCUGCAGCAGCAGCAGAGAGAAAAGGCCAGUUUGCUGAAGUCAUCCACCAAAACAGGAAGUCAUGUGGCCACUGCACCACAGACAGGAAGUAGCUCAAUUGGCGCAUCGUCAGAGAACAACAGCUCCCAAUCAGGCCUUCGGCAGCGCUGUGCAAGUGCUGAUCAGAUGAUCGCAGUGUCUUCUUCAACACUUCUACAACGCUCGAACAGCAGAACAGAUUUUCCGUCCUCCCCAAAGACGUCCCCUCCACCCGGUCAGAACCAGAAACCCAACAGUUUCCUGUUCCGCACCUCCUCCCGCAGCAACGUCAAACCCGCAGUCUUUACUCUUUCUGAGUCUGGCAGAAGUGAGUCUCGCACAAUGCUGCGUUCACCUAAAGAGGAGAGACCAGACAUCACACAACUACGCAAGACUCUGGAGUCUCGGCUGAAGAUCACUCUACCAGAGGAUCUGGGCGAGGCCUUAUCCAACGGCACGGUCCUCUGCCAGCUAGUCAAUCAGAUUCGACUACGCUCCGUGUCAAUCAUCCACAUUCCCUCCCCAGCAGUGCCAAAACUGAGCUCAGCAAAAUGUCGACUUAACGUGGAAAACUUCAUUGCUGCUUGUCGCAAGCUGGGAGUCUCUGAGGAUUCCUUGUGUUCCCCCCAACUCAUCACGGAGGACGAGGGGCUGAGCCGGCUGGCCCAGACCGUGCAAGUGUUGAUUGAUCUGGCCGACGGCUCCCAGUAGGUCCCGAAACAGGAAACAUUUGGAGCUGCUUGUUUUUAACAUGCUUUAUAUUUAACAUGUUCAUUACACUGACUUUACAGUUAGUCACACUGUGUCCAAAGAUCAAAUACACGUUCACAAUAAAAAAAGACUUGUGUGAA
Messenger RNA from Cottoperca gobio, 2377 nucleotides. It is a transcript of the gene lrch4, whose product is annotated as leucine-rich repeats and calponin homology (CH) domain containing 4. Lineage: Eukaryota; Metazoa; Chordata; Actinopteri; Perciformes; Bovichtidae. Gene Ontology annotation, molecular function: protein binding. Gene Ontology annotation, cellular component: cytoplasm. The record is from RefSeq and is a predicted model, not a curated record.